Arabis nemorensis is the source of this 1935-nucleotide messenger RNA. NCBI's taxonomy places the organism in Eukaryota, Viridiplantae, Streptophyta, Magnoliopsida, Brassicales, Brassicaceae. The record is from the annotation of a GenBank genome assembly.
AUGGGAAGUAAAAGAGAAGAAGAGAGGAACGAGAAGAUUAUUCGUGGUCUUAUGAAGCUUCCGCCGAAUCGUCGUUGUAUCAACUGCAAUAGCCUUGGUCCUCAAUAUGUUUGCACGACUUUCUGGACUUUCGUAUGCAUGGCUUGUAGCGGUAUACAUCGUGAAUUUACUCAUCGUGUGAAGUCUGUAUCGAUGUCAAAGUUUACUUCUCAAGAAGUUGAAGUACUUCAAACUGGUGGUAAUCAGCGUGCCCGAGAAAUAUAUUUGACAAACUGGGACUAUCAACGGCAGAGACUUCCAGACAACAGUAAUGCUGAGAGAGUUCGCGAAUUUAUCAAAAAUGUGUAUGUGCAAAAGAAAUAUGCUGGAGCAAGCGUUACAGACAAGCCUCCUAAAGAUAGUCAGAACCAUGGUAGUUCUGAAGAUGUGACUCGACGGGCCAACUCAUAUCAUUCUUACUCCCAAAGCCCUCCUUACGAUUACCAGUAUGAAGAGCGCCGUUAUGGAAAAAUACCCUUCGGAUUGACCGGCAAGUCUGCUUCAGUAAAAGGUCUUCAUUCAAAAGCCUCUAGUUUUGUUUACAGCCCUGGACGCUUUAGUGAUCAUACGUUUGAAGACCAAUUUGCAAAUGAGGGCUCUGCUCCAAGGGCUUCAGAUUUUUCUGUGUUAAGUGGAGGAGAUCCUUUCAGGUCUGGAAUACAAUCCCCAAAUUUCCAGCAGGAAGCUGGAUUUCGUAGUCCCCAGUUUCAGCAUUCAAAUGCCCUUCCAAGUGAAAACUUUCCAGGCAGGCAACAUCAGAGAACUACAUCUUCGGGGAGUGUCAGAUCGGUUGACAGUAAUUCCACGUCUAUCAAGUCAUAUACCUCAAGUAGUUUAGGGGAAGGCAUAUCUCAAAAUACAGGAAGCCAGCAAGAUAAAACAUCUACUCCUGUUCUUUCAGUAGCAGAGUCGACAAACGCUCCUAUUGAUUUGUUUCAGUUGCCAGGAGCGCCAACGGCUCAAUCAGUCAAUACAUUUCAACCUUCAACAGGAGCCCGAUCUCCACCUGUGAAUUUUCAUCAACCUCCACAGGCAUACUCACCCACCCCGACAGAUUUAUUUGCUGGAAAUUCAAGUCAACAACCCACUUCAAGACCACCAGACUUCUCUGCGCCUAAGAAUGAAGGAUGGGCUUCUUUUGACAAUCCCAUGCCUGCUGCAAAAUCUACAAACGUUAUCACCUCCUCUGGAGUUCCCGAGUUGGAAGUGAAAAAUGAAGGAAUCCCGCAGCCUAGCAUAAGUAUGCAAUGGCCACCUUAUCCAUCAUUUGUGGACCAACAUGCUUUGUCUGUAACAAGUCCUUGGCAGGAUGAUCUCUCAAAUGUUUUUAAAAAUGUUGCUGAUAACCAGCAGCCAUGGAAUGCCUUUCCGGACUCUAUCGCGGCCAAUCCUUUGGACAGUACUAAGCAUAUUCUCCAACAUGGAGCAAGUACUUCGUCAUCUAACAUUGAUCAACAGCAUUUUGAACCACAAGUUAUAGAGGAAUUAAGCAAUGAUGGCACCCAAAUACCAGCUGGCUCUUUGAGUUUUGGUUUUCCAGGGAACAUUGUUAUGGCACCAGCAUACUCCCCUCAUAUGGUUCCAGAAGAUGCCUGGCAGCGCGUAAACGAACAAAAGUCUGCUAAUCCAUUUGAUCUCCCUUAUGAUUCUGAGUUCGACUCAAGUGACAUGUUCUUGGACAUGAGUCCGUUACAAGGGGCUCUGCCCGAUAUCCAGACACCACCAACCUUCCUUAAUGGUGUAUCACAACCAUGGCUCGCUGCAGAUUCUGUACCCUCUUACCUACCUACUCCUGCAGGAGCACAAGGUGGCUUAGCAUGCAUGGCAGGGCAAGCAACAACGAAUUCAGCAGCACAAGGCCCUGUUGCAUCUAGUGGAGGCAAUCCAUUUGCUUAG